Messenger RNA from Seminavis robusta, 330 nucleotides. The record is from the annotation of a GenBank genome assembly. NCBI's taxonomy places the organism in Eukaryota, Bacillariophyta, Bacillariophyceae, Naviculales, Naviculaceae.
AUGGGACUGCUCGUUCUUCAAAACAACCAGAACAUGGAAGCCGGCAGAGGGCCAAAAUGCCUCACCCACGAUGUCGGGCGACAAAAGUGCCAAUGGGUGUUGAAUGCACCUCCGCUGCAGCUCGCGGGGUCACCAUGGAUGCAAGCUAAGAUAGAGCACCUCGUACCGGUUCGGUACGACGUACCGUAUGGAUCUAUGAUAGCUCCGGUGGACCAAGUUUGGAAGCAGCUAAUGAGAUACUAUUUCAAACCGUUCUAUCCUUUCGUGGUCAAACUCGAUCAAGACCACAGAAUGGCGCCUCCCCCCAAAAACUGGAAUUCAAAAAAUUGA